Messenger RNA from Tigriopus californicus, 1806 nucleotides. Its product is annotated as protein croquemort-like. The transcript has 7 exons. The record is from RefSeq and is a predicted model, not a curated record. Gene Ontology annotation, molecular function: scavenger receptor activity. Bases 124 to 1689 code for a protein of 521 amino acids. NCBI's taxonomy places the organism in Eukaryota, Metazoa, Arthropoda, Copepoda, Harpacticoida, Harpacticidae. Gene Ontology annotation, cellular component: membrane; cytoplasm.
AGAUUUCUCGCGCGAGUUCAAAAGUCCAACCUGAUUACUUGAAAUCAAUGUUGCAAUAAAAGUGUCGUUGAAGAAGCGUCCCUCAGUUUGUUAGUUCCUCAGUUUCACUCCGAGCAAAUCAAGAUGAGGUGUGGUGUCUGCGUCGCCUCCUUCAUCGGCCUCGGCCUCACCAUCAUGAGCGGCGCUUUGCUCGGCAUGUACCCGCCCAUCUACAAUCACGUCUUCGAAAACAUGAUGAAAGUCACGCCUGGUUCCUACAGUUACGGCCUAUGGCAUGAGUUGCCCAUUCCCAUGUUUUUGAAGAUCUAUUUAUUCAACGUGACCAAUGCCCAAGAGAUCAUGGAUCGCAAACCGUGGGACGAGCCCAUCGUUCCUAAACUAGUGGAAAUGGGUCCCUAUACAUUUUCGGAGGCUCAUCUAAAGGUGAACGAGCAUUUUGAAGAAGGCACGGGCGAAAAGGUGAAGUUCCAGCAGGUGAAAACCUGGCAUUUCAUGGAGGAGUUGUCCCAAGGUUCACUAGACGAUAUGGUCACCAACGUUGACAUGGUAGCAUUGUCAGCGGCUGAUUUUACCCGUUAUCACAGUCCACUUUUGACGGGAAUCUUAAACACCUUCCUGAAGGCCACGAACUCCAAGAUUUUCCAAACGAAUUCCGUGCGAGACCUCACGUUCGAUGGGUAUUUGGGUCCAAUCUUGGAGGCCAUUCAAAACCCAAUCUUCCAAAAUCUGCCCAUUCCCUACGAUCGAUUUGGCUGGUUUUACCCGAGGAACAAUUCCGGCGAGUACGACGGCUACUUCCAAAUGUACACGGGAGUGGAUACCUUGGACCACGUGGGACAGAUCUGCGAGUGGAAGAAUCUGUCCACUGUGGAUCCAGCGGUCUACCCCGGCCAAUGUGGCCAACUCUCCGGAUCAGCGGGAGAGUUCUUUCCCCCCAAACGAGACAAGACCUUUGUGGAUUUCUUCUCGCCGGAUCUUUGUCGAACAAUUCGAUUCAACUACAAAGAAGAGGCCGAGGUGCACGGGAUCUCAGGCUAUCGCUAUUAUUUGGACGACGAGCUGCUAUCCAACGAGACCAGCCUGCCCGAAAACUCCUGCUACAACCCAAAUCCGGAUCCCACCCUGUACCUGCCCCACGGACUGCUGAAUGUGUCCACGUGCAAGUUCAAUUCCCCAGCCUAUGUGUCAUUUCCACAUUUCUAUCUGGCCGAUGAGGUGCUCGUCAAGCAGUUCGAGCCCGGUACCAUGGUGCCCGAUCCCGAAAAGCACGCCAACUAUCUCAGUUUGAUGCCAGACACAGGGGUGCCGUUAGAGGUGCGGAUCCGGAUGCAAAUCAACGGUCUGGUUCGCUCCUUGGAAAAUGGCCAAUCUCAAAUUGACAUCUAUGAGGGGUUGGAACCGCUUUACUACCCGUUGAUUUGGUUCGAAAACUUGACCGAAGUGGACGAGGAAAUUGCGUCCUUGCUUCGGAUUCUGCCCAAACUCAAUGCAGGCUUCCUUUGGGGCCCGAUCGUAGGCCUGGUCAUUGGCAUUGUGAUUCUGAUCGCCUCUGUAGCCGUGCAAAUGGGUCUAACCUCUCGAGUCCGAGGACGCCAUGGAUCAAGAAAAUCAAACAGUAGUUGUCAAAUUCUGACGGUCUCUAGCCCAGUCUACCCGACCCUGGAUUCCAAGCCGCCCCUCAAAAGUUAAUUUGCCUUUAAGAGCAUUCAAAGAUGCUAUUAUUGUAUUUACAGUAUGUAACUUGAGUCACUGCCAGGUUUUCUCUAUUUCUCUCUCAAUUGUGAAUAAAGAUCGUUAUCUCAGUCA